AUGAGCGACGAGGAGGACGUUGACGAUUUCCGUGUUAACGUCGAAAGCGGUGGUCUGCACAUCGAUGCACGAUGCGAUAGCGACAAUGCCGCAGCAAAGAGCGCGCUCGAAAACCUGAGGGAUCCAAACUACAACGGGCCGGGGCGUGUCAGGGAUACACACGAGCUGCUGUGCCCCAACCACCUGGGCGAGUGCCUGGCAGUUCCCUACACGAAUGCGCAAUUCGCAGCGGUAUUGGAGGCCGCAGCCUACGAGACGUACUUGCGCAGCAUCAUGAUUGUGCGUGAACAGGAACUUGAACAGCAGUUCCGGAACGACCUCGAACGCACGCUGGCAGAACGCCAGCAAGAGUCGGACAUUGACAGGCACAUACGCGUGAAUGAUUUGAUGCUGACCUUACGGUGUCCCAAUAGCCUGUGUCGGAGAGCACUGAUUGAUUUUGACGGGUGCACCGCUUUGACAUGUGAUCUGUGCGAUCGAGCCUUCUGUGGCCUUUGCUAG
Sphaeroforma arctica JP610 is the source of this 501-nucleotide messenger RNA. RefSeq lists its product as hypothetical. The record is from RefSeq and is a predicted model, not a curated record. Bases 1 to 501 code for a protein of 166 amino acids. NCBI's taxonomy places the organism in Eukaryota, Ichthyosporea, Ichthyophonida. The transcript is spliced from 2 exons.